AGCGGCUCGUGAUUCCAGUCCGGAUUUUGCAUGUGAGGCGCGCCGGAGCCCUGGAGGUGGAUAGGCUGGUGGAGCCGCUCUCUCUCAUGCCAUGCUGGGCCACAAGGGCUCCGGGAGACUGCUGCUUCAUAUUACUGAGAACCGGGAUGGAGAAGAGGCGGAGGGGGGAAGGAAAAAAGUUUCGUUUAAACCUGGCAGAGAAACUUUCAUCAUGAAGCCUCACUGACGCACCAUUUCUGCACCGCAGCAACAACAACAGCGAUACAGGAACAAGGCUCAUUUCCCAUUGAGUGUGUUUUUCAGCUCCCAGCUUGUGUGUGCGUGCGUGUGUGUGUUUUUCUUCCCCCUCUUGUAGUAUUUUUCUGUGCGCAAGGCUGGUCGGGGCUUGCUGUCACUGCGCGCUGAGAUGUUGGAGUGACCAUGGCUGCGCAAGUGGCAUCGGCUCCGACCAGAACUAAUAAAAAUAAGAAAUUAUCUGGCGGUUUGGGUCCCGACCUCAAUUCGGGGAAAUCCGGAGGAGGAGGAGGAGGAGGAGGAGGGACCGGGCAGCGAGCUGGACCGAUGCUGGGUCCGGGCGAUGGGACUCUGAAUCAUGUAGACCAUCACCGCCGCGGCGAGCUCAGCAUGGUCCAUCCAACUCCGGCGAGCCACGGCGACAAGGCUGGGAAUACCAUCACCUCCGCGUCGGCGUCCAACUCCAACACCCCGUCGAUGGAAAGUGGCUUGAUAGCGAAGCUGAAAUGCGUCGGGAGCGGAGAUCCCCCCAUGCAGCCACAGCAGCAGCAGCAGCAGCAGCCGCACUUCCACCAGUUUGCGCCGCAGCAGCAGCGACACAUCCAAAGUCACAACAGCGCCAACAACAACGGCCAGGUCCGGGGAGGGGACCGGGGGGAACACCGGGACCGGGGGGACCGGGGCAUGGAGCAGCACCACGGGGGCAAGGAGAACCUGCUGGGGGGGCAGGACGAGUCCCAGCAGCAGCAGCACAUGCCGGGGAAAGGUGAGGGGGCCCUCACCUGUAAGCCCUCGGAGAGGAUGAUGAGCGCCAGGUUUGAACACUCCAACCUGCAGGGGCCACCUGGCAACAACUCCGAGUUUAAUAACAAUUAUUACACUCCGAGGCCCUGUUAUGAUCAACACGGCCAGCAGCAGCAGCAGCAGCAGCAGCAAGGCAGUGGGAUGGGGCACAACAGCAUGGAGAACUCCCACGAAGCGGGGUUCCACAGCGGCCAGUACGGCCAGUACCCGGCGUACCGGGCCGGGUACGGCGGCGGGGCCUACGGGGUGAUGGGGGGCCCCUCUGGGGGCCCCUCUGGGGGCCGGCAGGCGGGGGGCAUGAUGAUGGUGGGCAGCAACUCCUCAGCAAGCCAUGGCAAGUCUCCCCUGGGAGCGGCCCCGGGUGGCUUCCAGAGGUAUCCGGGCCAGGGUCAGCAGCAGCAGCAGCAGCAGCAGCAGCAUGGGCCCUCAGGGGCCACUCCGACCCUCAACCAGCUGCUGACGGCCCCCAGCCCGAUGAUGCGGGGUUACGGAGGGACUUAUCCAGACUACAGCGGCCCUGCGGCGCAGCAGCAGUCCGGCAUGGGCCUCGGGAAGGACGUGGGGGGGCCACAGUACGGAGCCACCUCGGGCCCCUGGGGGGGCCAGCAGAGGAGCCAUCCACUCUCCAUGAACCCUUCAGGCGGCGGAGGGCAGGGCCUCGGGAGGACGCAGGUGUCCUCCAUGGAUUUCAUGGCUAUGAAGCGCUCACAGCUGUAUGGCAUGGCCAGCAAUCCUUACUCCACCCCUCCACAGGCAGGAGGUGGGCAUUACCCCUCUAACCAGCCAUAUACUUCGCCUCCCCCACAUCGAUAUUCGAUGAACAUGCAGGGGAGAAGCCAAAUGGGUUUGGGCAGCAUGCAAUAUCCUCAACAGCAGCAGGUGGCACCGUACGGGCAGCAGCCGAUGGGGGGCUACAGUCAGCAGCAGCAGCAGCAGCAGCAGCAGCAGCAGCACCAGGGGGGGCAGCAGGGAACUCCUCCAUACUUCAGCCCCCCUCAGCAGACCCCUCCAGGCCCGACCCCCAGUUCCUACCUGCAGCCUCGACCAACACCACAACAGGAGGCCCAGCAGGAAAACUACAGCAUCAGAGGUUCUGUUCCAGGGAUUUCUGGGAAGACCAACAAUGACGACGGCGUCUCCCAUGACCGCCCGUCUAGUCUGCCGGAUCUGUCUGGCUCGAUUGAUGACCUCCCCACUGGGACGGAGGCUGGUCUGGGCUCAGCCAUGAAUGCUGGUGGAUCCUCCAGCAGCAACAAUAGUAGCCAAGGGGAGCAGGGAGGCACAAGUAACCAGGGACAGUCCCCGUUUUCCCCUCACGCCUCCCCUAUCCUUCCCAGCCAGAGGAGUGGGCCCUCUCCCUCCCCAGUGGGUUCCCCUACUGGCUCCACUCAGUCCCAGCAGUCCAGGUCGGGUUCAGGACCCAUCUCUCCCGCCAGCGGACCCUCUACAAACACCACUGCGCCAGGUUCAACUAUGGCUCCACAGAGCUCCGGAAAUGGACCAGAAGGAGCUCACCCUCCGAUCACUCGCUCGCCUGUCGCCCAGGAGAGAGGGUUUAUGUCCAACAUGCAGAGGAACCAGUCUGGCUCCCAGUUCGCCUCUCCACAGUCUGGCCCUCCCGUGUCCCCCCACCCAUCACCUGGGGGCCCCUUGUAUCCCAAUAUGGGUCCAUACUCCCAGAGUAGCUCCACAGGACCUUACGGGCCUCAGGGACCACAAUAUGGACACCAAGGUAACUACCCUCGAUCCUCUAACUACAGCGGGGCGGCCGGUGCCGGCUACAGCGGCCCCGGCAUGGCCAACAGUCUGGGACUGAACGCUACCAGCCCCAUGCAGGGUCAGGGCCCGGGGCAGCCCACACCGGGAGGACGCAGCCACGGCCCAGGCAGCCAGAACAGGGCGUACCCGUCCAUAGGUCCCAGUUCCCCCAGUAUGCCGCAACCAGGGGGGCCAGGAAUGGGUCCUCCAUCUUUGGGUAGCUCCAACCGCAAGGCCCACGAGGCAGCAGGCAUGCCGGGAUCUACCAACUCAGUUCACAACAGGCUGCCUCCGUAUGCCAGGUCUCCGGUGCACAUGCAGCACACCUCCGCCCACUGGCUGCACCCUUCCUCCACCUGUCUGCCACCCUCACCUCCAUCCAGACCUCACUAUCCUCCCACUCUGCCACCCCCACAUUCACACCAGCAUAGGCAGGGAAGCUACCAAGGUCCAUGCAGCAACCAGCCGAGCACCGUCCCCCACUGUCAGCCGAUGGGAAACAACAGUUCAGCUGUGGGGAACGCGCAAGGCCAAGGCUACAGCGGGCCCUCCUCAGGAGCCAUGGUGCUGUCAGGAGAUGUCAUAAUGAGUGCCGAUGGUAAAGCGAAGACCGAAGUCAAAGACGAGAGCAGCCCCAGCAACGAGCCACAUAAGCCAAAGCAGCUCCAGGAUGGCUACAUGAACAAUAACAGCAGCAGUGUGUCCCAGCCCGCCACCCCCGCCAGCGCCCUCCCCGUGCCCUCGCCGCUCUCGCCCAGCCCUGCCAGUCUGUCCUCCUACCACGGAGAUGACAGCGACAGCAUCAGCAGCCCCCCCUGGCCUCUCAAGACCCCCUCCAGCCCUAAAGCCAACCCGAACCCGUCCGCCCUAAGUGGCGAGCGAAUCACGCGAUUGUACGAGCUGGGUUCGGAGCCCGAGAGACGACCUUGGGUGGAGCGAUACCUGACCUUCAUGGAGGACCGUGGCACACCUGUCCCCCAGCUCCCGGCUGUGGGAAAGAAACCGCUAGACCUCUGGAAGCUCUACAUGGCUGUUCGAGAGAUUGGAGGCCUCGCCAUGGUCAACAAAAACAAAAAGUGGCGUGAGCUGUCCAGCACCAUGAACGUGGGCACUUCCAGCAGCGCGGCCAGCACGCUGAAGAAGCAGUACAUCCAGUACCUGUUCGCCUACGAGUGCAAGAUGGAGAGAGGAGAGGAGCCGCCCGCGGACAGCAACAGCAACAGCAACAGCAGCCUGGUCGGAGCAGACAACAGGAAGCAGGUCAAGAUCCAGCCGCCGUCACCUGCUAAUUCUGGCGGCUCCCUUCAAGGCCCGCAGACACCCCAGUCAUCCGGCAGCAACUCCACGGUGGAGGCAGGAGGCGACCUGAAACCGCCGACCCCAGCCACCACCCCACUGGGACAGGUCACACCGCUCCCCCCCAACAGGGGCAUUGUGAGUGUGCAGGACCCCUUCUCGGAGGUGAGUGACCCGGCCUUUCAGAAGCGGGCUACCACACUGCCGCCCUCGGUUUCCUACCAGCAGGGCCUCAGCAUGCCUGACAUGAUGAUGAGGAUGCAGUACGACUCCAAGGACCCUUUCGCCGGGAUGAGGAAGAUGGCCGGAGUCGAUCCCUACAUACCAAGCCAGAUGCCCAGCGGCGGUAUGCAGGACAUGUAUGGCCGGCCCCAGUCAGCUCUGAGCAUGAGCCAAAGGUCUCAGUACCCGUACGGGCCUGGAUAUGACAGGAGGCCUGACCAUAUCAUGGGAAUGGAGGGGACCAUGGGCCCACCUGGGAGCCAAAACAACAUGGGACCUUCCAACAGUGAAGGCAGCUUGUACUCUCCCAGCAGAUACCCUUCACAGCAGAGACACGAUGGCUAUGGACAGCAGUAUCCCAGCAUGCCAUAUGGGAUGCAUUCAUCUGGGAUGUACCCACAGCAACAGAGUUACAAAAGGCCGAUGGAGGGAAUGUAUGGCCCCCCACCCAAGAGACACGAGGGCGACAUGUAUGCCAUGCAGUACACCAACCAGCAGUCAGACAUGUACAACCACUAUGGGGCCGGGUACUCUGGCCCCGAACACAGACCCAUCCAGGGACAGUUCCCCUACCCCUACCACCGAGACCGUAUGGCCUCGUCGGGUCAGAGCCAGCACAGCAUCAUGGGCGGGGGGCCGACUCCUAAUCAUGUCACCGACGGGCCCAACAUGUGGCCUUCGAGAACAGACCUCACUUAUCCCUACUCCAACAGACAGGGGCCGCCGUCACAAAUGCCGCCGUAUAGCUCCAUUUGCAGAGAGGACAUGGACGGUCGGCCCGGGCAGGACCAAUGGCACCGCCAGUCACCGUACAUGUCGUCAUCAGGUGGCAUGCCCCCCUUGUCUUCACGUCAGCCAUCGUGUUAUUCCAGCUCCCCAUCCAUGGGUAACCACCUGCCCAGAGCACCCAGCCCCGGUGCUUUCCAGCGAUCCAUGGACCACAGAAUGUCACCCAGCAAAGCGCCGUUCAUGUCCCCCAUGAAGAUGCCAAAGCCCGGUUUGGCCAUGAUGGGCUCACAGGCCGGUGGACCCAUUGGUCAGUUUCCUCCUAACCUGAGGAGGGACCUCAAUUACCCACCGGGGUCAGUUGAAGCCACCAUGCCAAUUCUGAAGCCUCGCCGUAAGCUCAGCUCUAAGGACAGCGGGACGCCUGAAGCCUGGCGUGUGAUGAUGUCUCUGAAGUCCGGGCUGCUGGCUGAGAGCACGUGGGCUUUAGACACCAUCAACAUCCUUCUGUAUGACGACAGCACUGUGGCCUCCUUUAACCUCUCCCAGCUGCCUGGAUUCCUCGAGCUCAUUGUGGAGUACCUUCGCCGUUGCCUGAUUGAAAUCUUUGGCAUCUUGGAGGAAUUCGAAGUAGCAACUAUAGUUCAGAAAAGCCUUUUGGAUCCUGAUUCCACCCAGGAACAGGGAUCUACCCCUGAACAGGAAACAGGUGCUACUGCCCCGCCUGGACCUGAAUCCUCCCCGCCAGCGGAGAUGCAUGAGGAUCAAACAAGAGAUGCUGAGGCAGAAACUCCACCCGUCAAAACUGAGCAAACUGUGGCGCACAGCAACAAGGAGGAUGCAGAUGUCAGCGUGGAAAAGGAGGACAAAAAAGAAGAUGAAAAGGAGGAAAAGGAAGAGGAGAAGGAGAAAGAGUGUAAAAAGGAUUGUAUGGACCAGCCUCCUGCAAUGUUGGAACCUAAACCAAAACAAGCCAGCAAAUACGAUAAAUUCCCCAUCAAGACCGUGCACAAAGAGGACCUUAUUGAGGACAUGACUGAGCGCCUAGGUUAUGUAACGGAGUUCACCAGCGGGCUACUACACUGGCAGGCAGGUGGAGGCGACACCACCACAUACAUUCAGACACACUUUGAACCACGGACCGACCCACAUCCCAGGACAGAAGAGAAUAAAAGAAACCCCAACAAGCAGGAAAACAAGAUGGAGCAUGAAAAUAAAGAAAUGGUUAAACACAUCACCGCUACUAUUGAUGAUGUUUUGUGCGCCAGGGUUGAUGCCCUCUCCUGUUCACACCCUGCGCGUUCCUUGCCAUCUUACCCCUUCCGGGUGCAUCCAGACGGGGAGAAGGACCACAUCACCCUGCUGGAGGACGAGCCCCGCUGCCUGGACGAAGCCCCGCUCUGCACAACCUCGGCCUGGCAGGACUCGCUGUCGAAGCGAUGCCUCUGCGUUUCCAACAUCAUCCGGAGCCUGUCUUUCAUCCCCGGAAACGAUACUGACAUGUCCCGCCAACCCGCUCUGGUUCUCCUUCUGGGCCGGCUGCUCCUGCUGCACCACCUCCACCCUGAGCGGAACAGGUCGGGCCCGAGCUACCAGAGGGACGAGCAGCAGGACCGGGGGCUGUCCAGUAACAAAGAGGAGUGGUGGUGGGAGUGUCUGAGUCUACUGAGGGAGAACGCCAUGGUCACACUGGCCAACAUUGCAGGCCAGCUGGAUCUCUCCACCUAUCCAGACACCAUCUGCCUCCCCAUCCUGGACGGGCUUCUUCACUGGAUGGUUUGCCCCUCGUCCGAAGCCCAGGACCCCUUUCCCUCGGCGGCGCCGCACUCCCAGCUCACCCCGCAGAGACUGGUGCUGGAGUGUCUCUGCAAGCUGAGCAUCCAGGACAGCAACGUGGACCUCCUGCUGGCCACACCGCCUUUCAGCAGACAGGACAAACUCUUCACAGUCUUAGUGCGCUAUGUGGGUCAGAGGAAGGCGCAGGUGUACCGGGAGAUGGCAGUGGCCGUCCUCUCCCAUCUGGCACAGGGAGACCCCACAGCGGCCCGUGCCAUCGCCCUGCAGAAGGGGAGUGUGGGUAAUUUGGUAAGCUUCUUGGAGGAUGGUGUCAGCAUGGCGCAGUACCAGCAGAACCCUCACAGCCUGCUGCACAUGGGACACCCUCCUAUGGACCCGCCUAGUAUAAACAUGAUGUGCAGGGCAGCUAAAGGCCUGUUGGCUAUGGCUAAAGUGGAGGAGAACAAGACAGAGUUUGUACUGUACGAAAGCAGAUUAUUGGACAUUUCCAUUUCCUCGGUGCUCAACGCAGGAGUAGUCGCCAUUAUUUGCCAGGUUCUGUUUCACUUGGGGAAAUUAUGACAGGACGAGAGGUGGGAUUUGCACGGCAGACACUAAGGCUAACAAGAUAUCCCUGUGGUUUUCUAUCUUUAUUUAUCAAAAUGAUAGAUUUUUCUUUUUUUUUUUUAAAGAAAUAUCCAGAUAAACAAAAUGUCUCUAUAUAUGUAUAGCUUCUGGGCCCUGUUUAAAAAAGAAAAAGUGGGUUUGGGAUUUGAAACUCAUUUUAAUAUAAAUAUUUAAUACCUACUGGUGUCGGAUUGUUAUGUUUGAUAUUUUUGUUUUUGUUCCUGUUUGUUUACUUUUUCAGCCAAAGUUGCCACCAGAUUUUGGUGCUGAAUUACGUAUUUCAUUUUGAGUUGAUGAGAUUCUUUUGAGUUUUAUAAAUGCCAAUAUGCUCAUCAACAUUUUGUUAACGGAGAGUAUUUAUUUAAAAUGUGAAACUGUACAGUCGUAUGAACUUUUAUGCCAACAGCUGUUGGGGGCGGGGGAGGGGGGGCGGGUUGAAAAAUAAGAAAAUGAUAAAACACUGACUUUUUAAAACGUGAAAUCUAUUUGUCUCCAUCGCUGGAAUAUAAAUUGUGCAAUAGGACCAGAGCAAGUUGUCCCUUUUGAAAACAGGAGGAUGUAACCCGUCUGAACCCCGCAGUGUUUGCUUCAGGCCAGUAGGAGGCAGCCUUGCACCAGCCAAUCAACAAAAGAGAAGCGCAUCUGUCAAAAGAAGUGUUUAAUUUAUCAAUCACGGCCUCAAGGACUCACAGAUGAACUGUGUGUUUCCAGAACACUUGUGUUAUGUCUGUAUUUUUUCAUCAUUAUGUAUAUAAACUUUUGUGCAAUGGAGGCACAUGGUUAUUUCAUGCUCUACCAAGCAUAGCCGGAGAUGGGACUUUCUGACUAUUAUAGAAAAAAUGCUUUUAUUGUUGGUAAAAUUUGGUAUUGUUAUUAUACAUAUUUUGUUAAUGGGGUCAAAUAUUUGAACAUGGCAGAUGUAACUGAUGUUUCACUGUAAAAAAUUUCCUGUAUGCAUUGUAUUAUAGCUGAGAAAACAAUCGCUUUGGUAAUCAAACGUGGAAGUGCCAGGGUGAGAGGAAAAUUAUUACACGAGAAAACGUAACAUUUUUCCAUUUGUUACUGUCCUCCAUUCAUGUCAAUGGGCAUAUUUUCGAACCUGCAUAAAGCUCUAUAAGGAACAUGUGUAAAAAAAAAACCUUCAAAAUGUCCUGAAAGCUCAUUGUAAUAUUUGCCUCCUUUUUUUGUAUGACUUUGUGUCUUUUAUUCCGUAUACACAUUUAUACUUUGUGCUGCACAUGUCACAAAUAAAUGUACGAUGAACAUUGUUGAGCACUGAAGACGUUGCAUUAUGUCCAGACAAUCUUAGGCCAAUAAAACAAGCAUCAACUGCUUAGAUCUUUUGUUGAUCUCAUUAAAUUUCGUUUCAUAAGAGUAAAGACGAAUGUUUUUAGCCCCAAAGUGUUGUUGAACGGUGACCAAAAGGCGGCCGCAUGUAAGAGUCCAUAAGACAUGUGAUAAAAGGACCUCAGCAUUUAACUCAAAUGCAACAACCCACUCAAAAAUGAUGCCUGCUAACAAGUGUUAAUAAGUUCUCUCCUUUCAAAGGAAAUCCCUGUCCGAAAAAGGAAAGCAGAAGAGGAUGUUUUAUAGAAAAGGUCAUUGUGUCUUGGAUGAUGUAUUGAACAAGGAGGAACUUCUCAUGUAGGUGCUACGAAACGAAAACUGCCAUAAAUCUUUUUCAGAUAC
Messenger RNA from Cololabis saira (Pacific saury), 9132 nucleotides. RefSeq names its product AT-rich interactive domain 1B (gene arid1b). Gene Ontology annotation, molecular function: nucleosome binding; DNA binding. Gene Ontology annotation, cellular component: nBAF complex; SWI/SNF complex; brahma complex. Lineage: Eukaryota; Metazoa; Chordata; Actinopteri; Beloniformes; Belonidae. Bases 421 to 7398 code for a protein of 2325 amino acids. Gene Ontology annotation, biological process: chromatin remodeling; regulation of transcription by RNA polymerase II; positive regulation of DNA-templated transcription. The transcript has 22 exons. The record is from RefSeq and is a predicted model, not a curated record.